GCGAGAGGGAUCCCGUGCGGAGUUACGGAAACAGGAGCACGAGGCUCCGGCCGCCGGUCAGUCCGCUGAUGGAGGAGGACGAGGAGCGUAGCGGGUCCCGCCAGUGGAGCAGCAACGGGAGCCGCCGCGCGAGACCGCCGUCUUCCACGCGGGUCUCCGUCCUCCAGAGCACGGCCUCGCUGGAGCCGAGCUGCAGUAGCAGCAGCGGAUCUUCAGGCGUCCUCGCCUACCACGUCCGGACGGGGAGCAUCCAGAACGAAUCGUCCUCUUCCCACGAUUCUCGACCCCCAUCGUCGUCUCCGCUUCUGCCCGCCGGCGAACGUUUGCCUGCGCGAGAUGCUGAGAGGGAACGCGGAGCGCCCCGCCACGGUUUGUGCUGGAAAAGACUGCGACAUACGUGUUGGAAAAGGAUGCCCCGUGGGGUCGGCUCCCUGAUAGUUUUCCUGCUAAACUUCAUAGAAUCGUUCGCCUUCUACGGUGCCACAGACAGCACGCUGAGGAUCUUGUUUACAGGAUCCAGUUGGCACGAAACAGCUCUGAUACUGCUGGUCAAGUUCACUGCUGGUCGCGUCAUGUACCCAAUAGCAGGGUUCCUAAGUGACGUGUGUACGGGCAGAUACAGAAUGAUUCAAAUCGGUGUCUGGCUCUUCUGGAUCGCAUUUUCACUCCUUUCACUCUCCCUCGCACUUGCUUCUGUCCAGAUAGGGAGUCAUCACAUGACCACACUCUGUCUUCCGGUCAUUGCGUAUGUACUGAUUUCCGCUGCGUCCGGUGCAAUCGAAGUAGCUAUCAUCCCUUUCGGAGUGGACCAGCUAAGUCAGGGAGCCUCUUCGCACGAGCAGAGCUCAUAUUUCUACUUGUACUACUUUGGUCGACAGCUUGGGAAUCUUGCCGGUAUACUCUCAUUCUACGGGCUGUCCCGCAUUCAAGUCAGAGCACUGAAUGAGUAUGCAGUGGCCAGCAUACAGUCUGUGGUAGCUCUAGCCGGGAUGACCUUGGCUCUUACACUGCUGUGGUGGUUCAAAAACCACCUCUUCAUAGACCGGCAGAGAGAUAACCCGCUCAAAGAAAUAGUCAACGUGGUGUUCUAUGCAGCUACGGUUCCAGACACUCCACCCGUCAACCGGAGGGCGUUCAGGUACGGAGAGGGAAAGAAAAGGAGGAUGGACAGAGCCAAGUACCGCUACGACGGUCUCUACACCAGUGAAGAGGUGGAAGAUGUCAAGACCUUCUGUAAGAUUCUGCUCAUCCUCUUCUCCCUGUGCCUCUGCUUCAUGACCUACACUGGAGUGUAUGUUUUGCUGGAAUACAAACUCUCCAAUGUCUAUCAAGUUAAACUGGACCACUUAGCUCACUUCCCCAACAUAUUUAGCCUGUGGAAUGCACUAGUGAUCUUAAUAGCUCUACCGGUUGUCAAUUUCGUCGUCCUGCCCUUCAUCCCAUCGUGGACAAUGAGAGAGAGGAUAGGGAUUGGAGUGGCCCUUAUUGCUCUGUCUGCCAUCUUAGCUGCCUACCUGGAGUGGUGUGUAUUUCCCUGGUGUCCCAGCAUCACCAGUUUAUGUGGCUGCUACUGCCUAUUGUUACCAGUUUCUCUUGGGGAAAUGCUGCUGUUUGUAACUGGGCUGGAAUUCAUAUAUGCCCAGUCUCCGGAGCAAAUGAAGGGUUUUCUGACUGGACUGUUUUACCUCAUGUUUGGCCUCUUCUCUGGUGCCGCGUCCCUCUUCUUUUUCUACUAUCCCGUCCGGUUCGACCGGUUUCAUAGUCACGCCUGCUAUUUCACCAUCUACAGUGUGGUCGGAAGCAUAGGGUUUUUUAUGUACGUGAUCGUAGCCUGCCUCUAUUCCAACAGAGAUCGACCGGAAGAAGAAGAUUUCAUUCGCUGAACUAAUCUUCUAUAUUUGUACAGAUAUGUCGCUUUUGGCGUGAAAUGUCUUUCAAACUUUAUUCCAUCUGCAGUUUCACAUUGUAUGUGUUUGUCAUUCAAUGAGUUUCUCUUUCGCUGUGUUACAAACAUAGCUAUCAUACAUACCAAACCAGGAUGUCAA
Molecule: messenger RNA, 2045 nt
Organism: Geodia barretti
Lineage: Eukaryota; Metazoa; Porifera; Demospongiae; Tetractinellida; Geodiidae
Source: the annotation of a GenBank genome assembly